Molecule: messenger RNA, 1215 nt
Organism: Mercenaria mercenaria
Lineage: Eukaryota; Metazoa; Mollusca; Bivalvia; Venerida; Veneridae
Product: proteasome subunit beta type-6-like
Exons: 6
Coding region: 53-760 (235 amino acids)
Cellular component (GO): proteasome core complex
Molecular function (GO): threonine-type endopeptidase activity
Source: RefSeq, a predicted model, not a curated record
ACAGAACAUAUUCCGGAAGAGAAUUUACACCAAUCACAACAUCUUAUCAAAUAUGGCGUCCAUCAUGACCAGCAAAUAUUUACCGGCAGUUUCCGCAGAGACUACUGGCUUUUCAGGAAGACCUGACUGGCUUACGUCUGAAUUGUCAACAGGGACAACAAUUGCUGCUAUAGAGUUUGAUGGAGGUGUUAUCAUCGGUGCUGAUUCCAGAACUACUUCUGGAGCAUAUAUUGCAAAUCGUGUUACAGACAAACUCACUAAAGUUACCGACUACAUAUACUGUUGUCGAUCAGGAUCAGCUGCCGACACCCAGGCUGUUGCUGAUAUUGUGAACUACCAUCUCAACUUUUACAAAAUGGAGAUGGGUGAGGAACCUUUAGUAAAGACAGCAGCAAGUACAUUUAGAAAUCUAUGUUACAACAGCCGUGAUAGUCUGUCAGCUGGUAUUCUCGUGGCUGGAUGGGAUAAACGUAAUGGUGGACAGGUAUACACAAUUCCUCUUGGAGGAAUGUGGACACGAAUGCCAGUGGCUAUUGGCGGGUCUGGGAGUACAUAUCUCUAUGGUUACGUAGAUGCUAAUUAUAAGCCAGGAAUGGGCAAAGAUGAAUGUCUACAGUUUAUUGCUAAUGCAAUCUCACUGGCUAUCAACAGAGAUGGAAGUUCUGGUGGCGUAAUUAGACUGGCUUGCAUUACGAAAGAUGGAGUCGAGAGACACGUGCUCACUGGGGAUCAACUACCAAAAUUCUAUGAGGAUUCUUAGUGUACAUUUAGUGACUUUUUUUGUGAAAUCUGCUUCUCAUUUUGACUGUCUGUAUAUGUGGUUUUGCAUCCAUAGUACUUCUAUAAAUGAUUCUUGUGAUGAAGUUUAUUCUGAAAAAUUUAACUAGGCAGGUUCUGUGUCAUGGAUCCAUUGCAUCAGGAUUUUUACAUGUUAACUACAGAUUCAGUAAAAGUGAUGCUUCAGUACAUUGCCAUGAAAAUCUGUAAAAUUUGAGUAUUCUCCCAGUCUAUUUCUUAGUUUAUAUGCAGUUCAGAGAAAAGACUUAUGUGCACACGAGUAAAACAUGGAACUCCCUUUAUUUUUUUUCAAACCAGCUAUCAUUUGAAAUUUUGACAUUUAAAUGUUACUGAAAUCAGUUUCUUAGAUAUAUUAAAUUACUGUCAGUUUGAUUGAAAAGAUGAAUGCGUAUGUUGAAAAUAGAUUUUCAAACAUUU